Bufo gargarizans (Asiatic toad) is the source of this 2751-nucleotide messenger RNA. RefSeq names its product chromodomain Y like 2 (gene CDYL2). Gene Ontology annotation, molecular function: transcription corepressor activity. Gene Ontology annotation, cellular component: nucleus. The record is from RefSeq and is a predicted model, not a curated record. Lineage: Eukaryota; Metazoa; Chordata; Amphibia; Anura; Bufonidae. The transcript has 7 exons. The coding region runs from base 184 to 1683 and encodes 499 amino acids.
CCUCCCCAGUUAGCCCCCUGCGCAGGAGCGCCCUCUGGCGGCCGUUGUCCACCAGCGAGCAGGGCAGGAGCUGGGACCGCUCUGCUCCAGUGCAGGUUGUGGCCGCCGCCUGAUUCUGCGCACACUGAGCCCCGGAGUCCCUGUCAUUCUGCCGCUGCACGCACCGCCCGCCCCGGUCCCGGCAUGGCUUCUGGGGACCUGUACGAGGUUGAGAGGAUUGUGGACAAGAGGAAGAACAAGAAAGGCAAAUGGGAAUACCUGAUACGAUGGAAAGGAUAUGGCAGUAGUGAAGACACCUGGGAGCCGGAGCAUCACCUUCUGCACUGCGAAGAGUUUAUUGAUGAAUUUAAUGGACUCCACCUAACCAGAGACAGACGAGCCAAAACGGGUAAUAAACAGGCGGUGGCAUCAAAGCUCUUGCGAGGGACUACUGUGGACAAAAUGCCACACAGAUCAACAGAUUCAGGAAGAUCCAGGGGGGCAUCACAGAAAAGGAGGAGGAUACAUUCAUUUCAGAAACAGAAGAAGGUGUGUUCUCCCAAGUAUUCUCCCGGGGACAGGUCUACAAAGACAUUAACAUACAGAACUACUCCUAGUGGGCUGCAGAUUAUGCCACUGACCAACCCCUUGGAGAAUGGGAACCCCACUAAUCACACAGAGGGCAAGCACUUUGAGAAUGGCACUGAGCAAGAAAAAAAUUACCUUGAAGAUGACAAAGGGAAACAAGUUUUGCCAAGCUGCCUGGAGGUCUGUGACUCGCCCAUAGUCAACGGAAUCGAUGAAACAUUGACAAAUGGAGGACUGACCCCGCACAGCCCGGUCAAGAGGAAACUAGACUUGGAGAAGGACUGCAUGUUUGAUAAGAGACUGAGGUACAGCGUCCGUCAGAAUGAAAGUAGCUGCCGAUUCCGCGACAUAGUCGUCAGGAAGGAAGAGGGCUUCACUCACAUCCUUCUGUCCAGUCAGACGUCUGACAACAACUCCCUGACACCUGACAUUAUGAAAGAGGUCCGACGGGCUUUGUGCAAUGCUUCAACUGACGACAGUAAGCUCCUGCUGCUCAGCGCUGUUGGCAGUGUUUUCUGCAGCGGUCUGGAUUAUUCCUACCUUAUCGGAAAGUUAUCUACAGACAGAAGAAAAGAAAGCUCAAGAAUCGCAGAAGCUAUAAGGGAUUUUGUAAAGGCAUUCAUCCAGUUCAAGAAACCAAUAGUGGUGGCCAUCAAUGGCCCAGCCCUUGGCCUGGGGGCGUCCAUCUUACCUCUAUGUGAUAUAGUGUGGGCGAGUGAAAAGGCCUGGUUUCAGACUCCAUAUGCUACUAUCCGCCUGACUCCUGCUGGGUGUUCCUCGUACACUUUUCCUCAGAUACUUGGCGUAGCUCUGGCAAAUGAGAUGCUGUUCUGUGGAAGGAAGCUGACCGCACAAGAGGCGUGUAGCAGAGGGCUGGUGUCCCAGGUGUUCUGGCCCACAACAUUCAGUCAGGAGGUCAUGCUCCGAGUGAAAGAAAUGGCUGCCUGCAGUGCUGUGGUAUUAGAGGAAUCCAAAUGUCUAGUGAGGAGCUUCCUCAAAUCCGUGCUGGAGGAUGUGAACGAGCGAGAGUGUCAGAUGUUGAAACAGCUCUGGAGCUCCCCCAAAGGCCUGGACUCUUUGUUCAGCUACUUACAGGACAAAAUCUAUGAAGUCUGAUUCCAGCAGCAAGUCGGACUGGAGAAAAGCUUUUUCUUCCGUCUUCGCGCCUGCCGUAACCUUGAAUGAUGUCUGGGACACUGUUGUGAAAGUUCCCAGAAUUAUGCAAUGAGGUAUUCCACGGAAUCUGUCCUACUGCUUCCACCUGAUUCUUUAAUUUUUCUCGUUACAUUAAGUGGUAUCGGCUGUUGAAACCAUACACAAUGUACUCGAUGAUAAAAACUUCCAUCCCUGCAAAAAAAAAAUGUAACAUUCCAUCUGCCACAAAGCACCUUCUUUUCAGCAGAAUUUCUUACUGUGAUGAUGACGCAAACAUUCGAAAACUUAGUUGAAGUAAUAAUGUGAGAAUUGCACUUUGUAUCUAUUUUGGUUGUUUUUUAAUUAUUCCUUCCUUGUACUUACAUAUUGGAUGAUUUGUGUGUAUAGUUGGGUUUUCUCUUUGUUUUCCUGUUUGGUCGUGUAGCCUGAUAAUUUAUUGAAUUUAUGUUUGGAACGGGUAGAGAUGGAAGUUUUUUUUGCCACUUCUGCCCAUCUGAUAAGUAAUAAUAUUACAGAUAAUAAUGCAAGACGCAUUGACCUAUGUUGUGCCACCAAAAACAGGACUGAAAGGGAGUCAUGUUACAUGAAGUGGCAUGGUCACCUUUUACUUGAGUAGUGAGGAAAAACAAAAUGGUGUUUUUUUUGUGUUUAUUAAAGGAGAACACCACCCAAAGCUUAAGGAUGUAUGUUUAGGUUAUAAUAAGGGAAUACGUUACUGGUGGAUCUGUGUUGUUUUUUUGAAAGUAUGGCAGGUUGUUUUCCCAGCAUGUGAAGUCACAUUUUGCCCUCUUCUGUUCUUCGGAAGGUACCCACAGACCAGCCUACAACCCGUGGUUCUCCAGCUGCUUCUAAAUUCCAUGCUGGAAGUUGUAGCUGGAGAGCUACAAGCUGGAGGUGGUCCCACGAAGAGGAAAAGUUAUGGCCAGAAAUUUUCACAUAAGGUUGUGCAGAUAAGCAGAAGAAAACUGUUAAAUCUCCUUCCAUGGUAUCACCUUCCCAGGUGGUAUCUGGUAAUACAACGGGAGGCUG